This is a messenger RNA of Seriola dumerili (greater amberjack), 462 nucleotides long. It is a transcript of the gene ndufb1, whose product is annotated as NADH:ubiquinone oxidoreductase subunit B1. The record is from RefSeq and is a predicted model, not a curated record. The coding region runs from base 108 to 284 and encodes 58 amino acids. The transcript is spliced from 3 exons. NCBI's taxonomy places the organism in Eukaryota, Metazoa, Chordata, Actinopteri, Carangiformes, Carangidae. Gene Ontology annotation, cellular component: mitochondrion.
UCUAGUUAAAGGGAUCACUGUGUAGGCGCCUAGUUGGUAGAGUCCAAUGUCCUCUGCCUGAUAAGUUAAGAACAGAAGGCCACGGCUUGGCGUAAAGAAAAGGAACGAUGGUCAACUUUGUAGCACUUGCGCGUGAGCACUGGGUGAACAUAUUGGUGCCCAUGGGCUUUGUGAUUGGAUGGUACCUCGACAAACAACAGGACCAGAAGUUGACAGCUUUCAGGAACAAAAGUGUUUUGUUCAGCAGGGAGCUGAAGCCUGGAGAGGAGGUGACCUGGAAGUAGACGACUCCUACCUCCUGGAAUGUGUCCUGUCAUCUGUGGUGUGAAUGACUGAUGGGUUGUCCUCAAAUAAAAUUAUUUAAUAAGACUCCUAUACCUCUGUUCUCGAAUUGUACCAAUCAGUAAUCUUUAACAUUUUGAGUUGUAUCAACCAAUAAUAAACAUGCCCUUUCUCAUCAAA